CAUUACAUAAAAUAUAUUUCUGCUUACGGUGCACUGCGUGCGCGACACUGUCCCUGUGACGUCAGGAUUGUUCAUGUCGGCGAACUGGCACGAGCGAGUUUGCCUCUCCUCAUACCAACCCUCCUUCAUUUUAACCAUUUUAACUCAUCAUGCAUUCGCUUGUCAGCCUUCAGCGAUUACUUCCUGCGCAUGCGCAUUUCACAGACCAGGACGCACGCGGCUUCCAGUCAUGUGACAAUAACAAAACUCUUAGUAUGGUCGGUCAGACGCUGUAAACCGUGCAACAUCGGUUGCUACUUUUUCCGGUAACUAUUUGCAAGCUUAAUAAAUGAAUAUUAAUUAAGCUGACGUCACAAGAAGAAGGUGAGUUAGUGGAAAUAAAGACCUUUCCCCAGCAUUGCUAAACUAGCGAAAUCCAAACUAUUUAGUCUGUACCUAAUGUGUGCUUUAUGCUAAAACAUGGCAACAUAGAUGUUGCACAUUAAUCUUUUUAGGAGGUUAUCCCCUCCGCUUUGCGCUCUAACUUCGGCUCACUUAACGUCGGUCUCCCCCUGGCUGCUGUCGGGGUCAAAGGUCAGCUCACAGACUGAACGGAGGGUCGUUGCCCUGGUCAGUCUGCACCGGGAUGGCUCCGCUUAAGUUCUGCGCUAACAUCUCCUGGCUGUUCACGGAGCUGCCGGACUUCAGCCAGCGGAUGUACGCGGCUGCCUCGGCGGGCUUCCGGGCGGUGGAGGCAGCCUGGCUCUACGACUCCGACCUGGAGGAGCUCCAGAGAGCCAGAGAGGCUACAGGGGUGGAGGUGAUCCUGAUCAACACCCCGCCCGGAAAUAUAAAGGGAGGAGAUCUUGGUCUGGGAGCAGUUCCUGGAAGAGAGGCAGAGUUCAGACAGGGUCUGGAUCUGGCUUUGAAGUAUGCACGAGCUUUGGACUGCAAAAGGAUCCACCUGAUGGCAGGGAGGGUUCCCGAGGGCUCACACAGAAUGGCGGUUGCCAAGGAGAUGGAGGCCAUCUUUGUGCAGAACCUAAACUAUGCUGCUGAUAUCCUCUCAAAGGAAGGAAUCACUGGUUUGAUUGAACCAAUCAACACGAGGGUAACAGAUCCCAGAUACUUCCUGGACUCUCCUCAUCAGGCAGCCGCAAUACUGGAGAAGGUUGGAAAGCCAAACAUCAAGCUACAAAUGGACGUCUUUCACUGGCAGAUAAUGGAUGGAAACCUGACACAGAACAUACACAAGUAUUUCCCCAUAAUUGGUCAUGUUCAGAUUGCUCAGGUUCCAGGCAGGAAUGAGCCCGACAGUGCUGGAGAGCUCAACUACAGCUACCUGUUCAACACGCUGGAGAACCUCCACUACCAGGGAUACAUCGGCUGUGAAUACAAGCCCCUGGGCUCCACAGAGGAGGGUUUGGGUUGGAUCAAAGAUUACUGCAAACACGGCGAGUGAUGAGCAGGUGACCCAUCACAAAGCUGUUUGUUUAAAGAGGUCUGCUAAAUGACGGCCGUCUUAUGUGUUUACGUCUUCUACCAGGAGUUAAUCUUUUUAUCUUUUUCCUUUGAACAGUUUGCUAUGGCCAUACACAUACAGUAGUAUUUUCAUCUAAGUAUUUACUAUACUAUGAAGUAGUAUCCUGUAUAUUUUACUGUUUAAAUGACAAUUUCCCAUCUAAAUGUUGUGAUUAAAUGAUCAGAAGUUCUAUUGAUUGUUAAUAUCAGACACUUUUUUGAUUUCUUUCUCUUAUAGUUUCCCCAACUAACAUCAAAUCUGUUUGUAAGUGUCCUGAUUUAAUUUUUAUUGUAACGAACAAUUGUACCAUGUAUAGCUGGGCGUUUCACUUUGAAAAAUAAAUUGUGAUUCUA
Anoplopoma fimbria (sablefish) is the source of this 1854-nucleotide messenger RNA. It is a transcript of the gene hyi, whose product is annotated as hydroxypyruvate isomerase. Bases 626 to 1441 code for a protein of 271 amino acids. The transcript is spliced from 8 exons. Gene Ontology annotation, biological process: glyoxylate metabolic process. The record is from RefSeq and is a predicted model, not a curated record. NCBI's taxonomy places the organism in Eukaryota, Metazoa, Chordata, Actinopteri, Perciformes, Anoplopomatidae. Gene Ontology annotation, molecular function: hydroxypyruvate isomerase activity.